AGUCGGAGGCGAGCCGCCGAGCAGCACACACCGUCCCGCAGCGCUCCCGCGUGUGCGCGCGCACACAGACACAACGCUCCGCCUCCCCUACCCUACUGUUGCCAGCCACUCCCCGCUGCCCGGGAGAGCUCGGGGCGAGUCCCACAGCCGUGUCGUCUCCCUCCUGCGCAGCCAGCCAGUCUGCACCUCACCGCGUCUCGCGACCGUGGCUGUCGAAAUACCUCUGCGCGCGCCCGACUCCACUUCUGCGCUUCUUUGUGACGUGGUCGCAACGGAAUGACGUUCAACGAGCUCCACAGGCUGUAAAAAAAAAAAAGGAAAGAAAGACAAAACAGUACUGUCUGUAGUGUUUCGAGGACCCGCUUUCUGUUCGUCGACUGCGGGCAAUGUGUGCCGACAGGCGUCGAUAGUGCUACGCCGUCACGUCGCUGCAGUGUCCACGCAGUUGUGAAACCUACCGAUUCAGUUCUGGCAGCUUUAGUGACUAGCAGAUAUUACCGUGAGAACCGUCCCGCGCCGUGACGUCGCAGCGCCUCUGCCGAUGCUACACUUGGCGGGGAACGUGCAAAGUCGACGCCCGUCAUUAGUUCCAGCGCAGCAGUUCGCAGUUAGCGGAGGCCCGCUAACCCGCCUAACGGCACCGGCGCAUUCUUUCGGUUCGGGCGGAGCGCCGGCGGCUAGCAGUAACAGUGGAUGUGUAUCCGGCGCCUCUUCGCCGAAUCCGAACGCGCCGGCGACGACCCGGCGAGGAAAACGGAGCGGACGAUGACGCGCCGAGUGACAGUGGGUAGGGAGCGUUGCGACACCUGUUCGACGCACUGCGCGUGCGCGCGCCGCGUGUGCCAUCUUUGAAGUCGACGUUCCUUGACCGACGCCAGCUGUUCGUGCGCAAUUAGCAGCGGAUUCUUUGUGGGGAUGGAUUGCGUGCGGCGUUUUGGCUGCAGUGUUUGUGUUCGUGUGUUCGUCAGCGGAAUUAAUGCGUAAUGCAGUGAGAUGCCUCGCGUGAGGAUGUUUAGAAGUGGUAGUUAAAGCUCGUAGUGAUACUUUUGGUGUUAAGUUAAAAGAGGAGUGUUUCGAAGUGAAGUGCGUCUGGGAGACCUGCCACCAGUAUAUCGUCUUUGGAACGACUCUUCGGAAUGCACGAUGACAAUGGCGCUGCUUCGAACACAACGUGGCCUGCCUCUGGACAUGGACAUAUCGUUCAGCAACGUGCUGGAGGACGCACGUCAGUACUUCCAGGGGCUGCCGUCUCCCGCGUCGGGCCCGGGCGCUCCGCCCCCGCAGGCGCCGGGCCAGCAGCCGCCCCCGCAGCAGGCACAACCGCCCCCGCAGCAGGUGGGCGGCACCGCCGCCGCCGCGCCAGCGCCGUCUGGCCAGCCUCCGCCGGCGCCGCCCCCGCAGCAGGUGGCACCGCCGCCGUCCGCCCCCGCAGCCGCAGAGCCGCCGCCCGUGGGUACACAGUACGACGUGGCGCCUGCCUCCACAGCCGCCCCCACCGUCUUGUCCUACUGGCCGCCCCCAGCCUCCACAGCCACCACCUACCCUCGUAAAAAUGAACACCGAUACCUGAGCGCGGCGCCGUCCGUGACGACGAGCAAGCAGCAGCCGACGGUGUAUAACGGCAGCCGGCUGUCUGCGGAGCACGCCGCCUUCCUGCACCAGAGCCGCCAGCAGCAGCAGGCGCCGCCGACCGGCCACAACCUGCCGCCCAUCGCCGCCCUGUCGGGCUACCGCGGCGCCGGCGCGGCCGUGGGCGCGGCCUCGCAGCAGCAGCAGCACGCUUCCUCCGCAAGGAUGACUUCGGGGUCGCAGAAGACGUCGCAACGCAGCCAGCAGCAGCAGCAACAGCAACAGCAGCAGGCGGAGUACGCGGCGCAGCAGAGCCGCUACCUGCAGUACCGCGCCGCCGCCAGCAAGUACCUGCCCGCCGCGGGGGCGGCCACCACGCUGCCCGCGCACACCCCGCAGCAACAGCAGCAGCAGCAGCAGCAGCCGCAGCCCUACAUCAACUACCCCACGCCGCCCUCGUCCGGCUCGAGCCUCACUUCCCAGCAGCAGUCGCAGACUCAGCAGCCGGUCGCGCAGUCCCAGCACCACCCACACCUCCACCAGCAGCAGCAGCAGCAGCAGCAGCAACAGCAGCAGUUGCUUCAACACCACCACCAGCAGCUCAUGCAGCAGCAGCAACAGCAGAUACAGCAGCAGCACCUCCAGCAGCAACAGCAACAGCAGCAGCAGCACUACGCAUACCUCGCCCAGCACCAGGCGGCUGCCCACCAUCAGCAACAACACCACCAGGCGUCCCAGGAGCACCUCAAGGCCGUCGAACAGCAGCAGAGCAAAGCUCGCCAAUAUUCACAGGCAUACUACGAAGCUACACGUCCGCACACGAGUGCCAUCGUGUCAACAGUGCUGACCAAUGGCCACCAACACCAGCUUCAGCACCAACACCAGCAUCAGCACCAGGCGCAGCCGCAGCGCUCGGCAUCUGCAUCCUCGUCUUCUUCGUCGUCGGCGGGUGGUGCAGUGUCAGCUGCCACGCCCACCCCUGUGGUUGCGCCAGUGCCAGCACCCGCACCCCUCGUCCCGUCCGGCAGUCACCAGGUCGCUCCCUCUCAGCAGGUCCAGCCGGCAACGCACGCGAGCCGUGCUGGUGCGGGAGCUCGCAGCAAGCGUGAGUCACCUCUGGACCUGUCAGUGAAGACAGUGCGCCAGUCGGCCGACUCCACUGCCAAGGAUGACCCCGACCUGGCAGCAGCUCUGCACGGUGCCAAGGUGCAGCUGCCACCCCUGCAGCUGCCCUCCAGUGUCGCUUACCCCACCAUUGACCCUCGCGGGCGACAAUCUGCUGCUCACAAGGUCGACUUUGUGCCCAACUUUGGCUCUGCUCAACACCCACACCACACUUACGAUGCACAGCGUCUCCAGCAAAACCACCUCCAGAGCCGUAACAGUUCCCAGCAUCAACUAUACAGUGCACAGCAUCAACAGCAGCAGCAGCAGCAGCAGCAACAACAACAACAACAACAACAACAACAACAACAACAACUUCAGCAGCAGCAGCAGCAGCAACAGCAACAGCAGCAGCAGGGUAGUGGAACCCUUCCUCACAUGGGAAGCUUCAAGAAGGCCGCUGCUGCUUCUGUUCUCCAACAAGCCAGUUCUGCUGCUCCAUCCUCAGCAUAUGACUUGAACAAACAGUCCCAGUACUACGGGGUGCAGGUCCCACAGCAAAGGGCAGUGCCAUAUUCUACACCUGUUUAUCCUGGCUAUGAUUCCUCUAAGAGGGCAGCUACUUCUGUUGAAUCCUACAAUCGCGCUGAGUAUGGGACUCAGGCAACGAGUGUGGCAUCCUAUGCACAGGCCAGAGAUCACUCGGCCACUACAGGCCAAAAACGUUCCUCAUGUUCAUCCGUGUCAGACACGCGGCAGCAUACGGUAGCUAAAGUUCCUCGCCUGGACUCUUGGAGGACUGCCAUCGAGCAGCAGAUAGAGCAGCGUAUCCAUUCCUACAAUGGCCCACGACAGCAGCAGCAACAACAGCAGCAAUCUCAGUCAGAGAUCAGUCUGCAACACCAGGUGCAGAUGAAUGGCAGGCACAACUAUCCUCACCACAACCAUGUUGUCCAGUCUCAACAGCAGCAUCAGCAGGCACAACAGCAGCAGCAAGUGCAGCAACAGCAGGUGCAGCAUCAACACCAUCAACAGAAUGUGCACCAGCAACCUGUCAUGCCAUAUGGCGGUAUUGGACCUAACUACCAGUACCAGACAGGCCACUCACUGCAGAAGCUUUUGGCUGGAUCACUGCCACAGGCACAGCACCAGCAAUCAUUGCAUCACCAUCAGCAGCAGCAGCAGCAGCAGCAGCAACAGCAACAGCAACAGGUGAGAGCUUCGGCACCUAUGACAACUGCCCAGGGCAUAGUUGACAAGCACGUGAUAAGCAUAUUGCGCACCAGCCUGGAAGUGAAGGAAGCUCGUAUCAGUCAGCUGCAGAAUCAAUUACAGCAGAAUAGUCGCCAGGCACAACAGCUGCCACCACCACCAUCACAGCAGCAGCAACAACAACAACAGCAGCAGCAGCAGCAACAACAACAACAACAACAACAACAGCAGCAGCAGCUUCGGCAACAACAGCAGACUCAGCCAUCUGCACAGAUGCAAGAGCCUCCGGGUACCUACAAACUGCACCUCCCUAAGGCAGUUGAUUCGGUCUGUCUUGACCACACUGCAACAGAGGUUGACCACACGGCUGCAAACCUUGCAAGGAUACGCACAAAGGCUGAACUGAAGCAGGUGGGUCAAAACUUGGAGCAGCAACUACAGUUCCGUUCACCAACACCAGGCAGUGCGACCAGCUCAGCAGGCCCUUCUCCUCGCGGCACUCCACAGCUGUUUUCACCUCCACCCCCACAGCAGGGCAGCCCACCGAAGUUAACACGUGAGCGUGUGCCUCCAGCUACCACACCCACUUCGGGUCCACCACGUCGACGGCUGUUCAGUCCUCAUGAUUCAUCUUCCUCGUCAGGUGGACAUAUGGGAGAAGACAAUCAUGGCACUUCUCUUGCGAGUGCCCGUAAUGAUCCAUCAGGCUUACGUUCCUCCUCGGAGACUUCUGUGUUUGAUUUCCGUGACAGCGACAGUGAUAGUGAGAUGCCCGUGCUUGAGAGGCAGACUCUGGACGAACUGCGCCGAGACCGUAAAUCGAUGGCCAAUAGUGCAAAAGCAGCAGGGCACCAUCCGUAUCAUCACCAGCAUUAUAGCCAACAACAGCAGCAGCAACAGCAGCAGCAGCAGCAACAACAAUUACAAGUACUGCAACAACAACAGCAACAGCAACAACAACAACAGCAGUUGCUGCAGCAGCAAGAGCAGACAACAGAUGAAAAUACUGAUAAGGUUAGUGCUGAUAACACAGCAGCUGAAUCUGCUGAUCCCGAGUGGUCAAACACCUGUGAGCAGUUCCUUGAACAACUGCGUUCAGGAUCUGGGUCAGACCGUGUGAAACGGAAGGGUCCUUCCAAAUCUCGCAGAAGGUAUGCUAUUGGUCCACUGGCAGGCCUGGGCAAUAUUAUACGCGGUGGCAAGAAUGAAGCACCAUACUUCCAGAUUGACACCCAGCAACCACUUCAGGCAUAUACCGUGGAACCUGCAACAGCUGCUGUUACUGCUGCUGAAGCAGCCGAGGCUGAGGGGUGCGUUGAGCGUGUGUUGCAGGUUGAGAAUAUUCUGCAGAUACCGCCCGAGGAGCUCGAAAGGGUUGAGCAGUCUGAAGAUGCCGACGACAGGCCCGAUAAUGAUGAGGAGGGUGUAACAGUAGAUGUCGAAGGUGAAGACGACUCUGUCGCUCCACCACCGUCACUGCCCCCAGAAAGACCAACUCCUGUGGAAGAUCCCAUCAGAAGUGAAUAUAGGAUUGUCAAUGAUGGUGUGAUAAGGUUAGUCAAACUGGUAGAGAGGAAAGUACUACGUGAGGAAGGUAUAAACAUUCCCAGUGAUAAGGAAUCGAGUGGGAAGUCUGGUAGAGAUGGGUUUAGAAAAAGUGGGAAGGACAGAAAAUCGAUGAGAGAUGGUACUAGGAGAAAGGAUGAAAUGAAGAAAAUGAAGGAACCAAGGAAGGUGAAACAGCACUGGAAAGCUGUAAUGAAACAGACUUUGCAACAGCCAGAAGAUCAGCAACAGGAAGAGCUCAGGAAUGACACAAACGAAACAAAGGUAGAGGUAGUAGAAGAGCAGUGUGCACAAGUAGGAAAUGAGGAAACUACAUCUGUGAAAAAGUGGCAGGAAGGCGACAAUAAAAUUUCAGGAAAAGAAGCAACAAAGAAGAGAACGAAAUCAGACAUUUUGAAGAUUUCAAAGGUGCCAAAAAGGAAGUCAAAGGAAGGUGAUGAUGAGGUAGAUGUUGAAAGAGAUCAGAGUAAAGAUGUUAAAAAGAGUUUAGAAGCACUCAGUAGAAGGAAAAGUAGAAGCGAAACGUGUGCACUGAAGGAAGAUGAUGAUGUCAAGCCAUUGAAAGAUAAGGAUGUAAGACCAGACACAGAAGAGACUGACAUGGUAGAACUUAAGAUGGUUACAGCAGAGAAGGAUUCUAAAUUGGCAAAUGAGAAGACAGAAAAAUCUGAUGUUAAGGAGGAGAAGGCGAGGAAACUAAUAAAUGAGAAAGAAAGCUCACUGACUGGUUUGAAUAAUCGUGGUACUUUAGUAGUGAAACUUGAAAAGGAUUUAACAAUGAUAAAGGUGGAAAAAAGUACAGUGUCUGAACAGGAAGAAUGUGAUUCUGACGAAGAUGCACCAUUAGUUGCACGGCAGCGAGGUCGACCACGGAAAAGGCAGCUACAGCAGCAGAAGGAUUUGUUGAGAUUCCACCAACGACCCCGAAGUGCUGGAGCUAUUGACGAGAAGGAUGGUGAGGACGAGAUCAGUCUGGCUGAGAUGAAAGCCCGACUGGGGCUUGGUGGUCAGCGCGAUGCCUCUGUUGCGAGUGAGGCUGCCACCAGUGUAGGAGGUAGCAUUAGCCACAGCAGUAGCAGUGGCUCAGAGGAUGAGACGGCUAGUGAGCCGCCUAGGACACGCCUGCGAUCCAAAGAUCCCCCUGUUGCUCCAACACCUCAGCAGCACCAGAAGAGACAAAAGAAACGCAAGAGGAGGAGGAAAGGCCUGCGAGGUGCUCAGAAACGACAGCAGCAGAAAUCAGCGACAGGCAGUGAGUUUCGACCUGGUUGGGAAGAAGAGGUGUACAGAUUUAAGCAGUCCCUGAGAAUGCCGCCAUCACUGAUCAAUAUCCCACGGCCACCACGUUCAGCCUCAUUGCCUGACCUUGACAAGCAACGUGCAAUGUCCCCUUACACUGCAGACAGUUGUUCAGACUUAGACUCGCGCUCCAGUUGGAAUCCCCUCCCUUCCAGUGCUGUGUCGACAAAAUCCUCACCAGUUAAUGCGAGUGCAAACAAUAGUGCAUGCACUGAAUCAGCAGAUGUGUCUUCAGCAGUAACACCAACACCACCAUCUUCAUCAAGAGCUACUGGUUCUGGAAGCUCUAUCGCUGAUGUUUUGGCGGACCGUUACAAGCUACAGAGAAAGACGAGAAAGAGGGGUGCAGCACAGAAAGUUGGUCCCCGCCUCAUACCACGCCCUGCCAGCAGUGGCCCGGAGCUACUACCUUCGCCAACUGUUGUCCUUAUUCGGGAAAAGGACCUUUCGUGUUCUUCAUCGCCAUUACCUUCCACUACGUCUGCCUCUACAAUGUCCAAGUUUAGCAAAAAGCUCAAGAAAGGUUGUACAGGAGGCAAACAAGAAAUAAAGAGCAGUGAAGAAACCCUUGCCAACUGUGUGCUGCCCAAAGCAGCACCUACAGACUUCCAUCAGGCAUUCCGCCAAAAUGGUGGUAUUUUGGGUGACCGAUAUGCCACACUAGUGUUCAAAUCACGUACUCGCACCGAAUCACGUGUAAUGCGUCGACGUGCUGUCAUCCGGGAAGUGUUCGGUGUGGACGAGCAACGACCUGCUUCUGCGCCUCCAGUCCCUGGUGCUGGGCACAACCACGAACGGAGUGCUGCACUCAUCCGAAGUAAUAAGGCUGUACUCAACUCGAAGCGCCGUCUUGUCCAGGGCCGUGUGCGCAAUCAUGACUUACUGCGUGUACUGGCUGCCAACAAGGUUUCACAGACAGCAAGUGCUAGUAGUGAGCAUGACGAACAGGACAAAGACGCAGCUGAUGAAACAGCAAGUACCUCAGGCUCACAGAAGCGGCCAAAAAUUAGAACUGUACGCAGGAAGUUCCGUUCUGGGUUUGAUUAUAUUCGGAAGAAGAAGAAAAUUCAGAAGAGGGAAAAUACUGAGGCAGAAGCUCCAAAGGAUAGGAAAAAGGGCCCUAUUCCACGACCAAGCUGGCAGUCUGUCCAGGAUAUAAUGAAUGAGAUAAAAAGCUGGGUAAUUAACAAAGGUUUGGGAGAGACAGUGCUGCAUCGAGCUUCCAAGUUGGGCUACACGGAUAUAGUAGCGUUUUGUUUGGAGAAAUCUGAUAAUUCUCCAUCUCCUGAAGACAAUGCUCGCUACACACCUCUUCAUGAAGCUUGUCAAAGAGGUCAUUUGGACAUUGCACGCCUGUUGCUUAUGUAUGGUGCAGAUGUUAGUGCCAGUGCAUGGGGGGGCUACAGGCCACUUCAUGAAGCUGCAGAAAAUGGUCAUGUUGAAGUUGUUCGGCUGUUGUUGUCAUAUGGUGCUGAUCCUCUUUUGGCAACAUAUAAAGGGUUGACUCCUUUACGGCUAACUACCGAUGACCUCUGCAAACGAUUGCUUUCUGAAUAUCUUGCUGAUGUUCAAGGAAUAUCUGCACCAACAUGGAACUUUCUAGGAGCUGCCCAAUGUACUGAUCCUCUACAUGCGGGCUAUGAUCCAUUGGAGGACGUGCCUACCUUCGACCCUUGUUCAGAAGAUGAAGCAGAGAUUGAAUUUGAAGUCAGUGAGCAGGUCCUACCUGCAUUGUACAGAUUGCAUGGGGAACCUGCGUUGGAGCGCUGGGUUUUACUGCAAGAUCUGGCUGCUGUUCUGCGCAUAAAGUCGAGAGACACACUUCUUAGACAGUUGAGUCCUGAUCCUACAAAACCCUCACCUGCUCGUGCUUUGUUGCGUGAAUUCAAAAUGGCUGACUUCCUAGAACAAGCAAAGUGCUGUCAGCUGGUGGGAGGUGGUGAAAAAUUUAAUGUGAGGUCAUCAAAGGUGGCCCUAGUGAAGUACAAUGAUAGGGUGCGGCAGUUACUCGGUGUUGAGAAGGUGUUUAUUAGGUGACAUCAGGAGGAAGCCGGUGAAUGUGACAUUUAAGUGUUCCUCUAGAACAAGAGUUGUGUGACUGGGAUAGCACUGUAUUUUUAACUUCAAAAAUUGAACUCUUUAAGUCUGCUUAAGGAAUCAAUGAAAUGUGCAAUUACUUUCAAAGAGGAUUGUUGUGAUGGUGAGCUUUAUAAUUUUGGUUCGACUGCAUUGUCCAGACUGGUCAUGGUCAUUUGCACUUUCAUUUUUUGUAGUAUAUUUAUUCUAAGAACUUGUACAGGCCUAUUUAUUAUAAAGAUUAUGUCAGAGAAAUUGAAAAUUAUUUUAUAUCAAAUAGACGUAUAAAUUAUUUAUUAUAUUGUAAAGCAGUUUGAUUUUAUGUAAAGUGUACAUGACGUUCUAUGCUUUGGUGCUAUGAAAAAAAAAAGAGUUAUAUAGUUUUGUGUGGAAAAAAGAAAACCUUAAAAAAUCUUCUAUAAAUGGUAACCUGGUCCUCUGUGAAAGUACCUUGGUGCAAUAGAAGUGAAUGUGACAUUAUGUUCACUGCUGUAAGGAGUUUAUAUUGUUUGUGUACUUAAAAUGAGUAUCAAAAGUUUUAAUUAAUGUGAAUGUUAUGAAAGCUUGUGUGAGUAGUUACAUAGAAUAAGUAUGUAAUGGUUGUUGUACAUGUUUCAGUAGCAUUUCUAUCGAAAAUUUAAUUGACAUAAUUGUAAAAAGUAAUUUUAUGUGAAGUCAUCUCAGGGAACAUAAUAAUAAAUAUGGACGUUGUAAACAAUAAAAAGUCACGCUUAGAAUAGUAUUGUAUACAUUAUAAUCAUAGAAAAUGUUUAAAAAAGAGAAAGCUGAUCAAGUUUGUGAUUUUAAUCAUAUUUGUCUUUGUAAUUAUUUUAGGAAAGAGAUGUUUUAUGUGAGAUAAUAGCAUUCAUUUCAAAUGUGAAAAUGUGGUGACAUCUUCACAGUCCAUUUUCUAUGUGUAAAAUAUUUCAAUUAUUAUCAUUGGAAGAAUAGUGAGAUAGUGCUUAACAAGCAAAGUCAUUGGUGCAUUAUUUCAUAACAUAAAAUGUUUAAAUGUGUUUUAAGCCUUGAAACUAUUGCUGUUGUGUAUACUGUACUCUAGCAUUAAUUAAUUACUUCAAAAGAUACGAAGGAGUCAUCUGUGAUGAAGUUGAAGGGGGAGUGCAAUGCUUUUUUAUGUACAUCAUGAUGGUAUAUCUCCUUGUUAUUUUUUGUUCCAGAUUAGGAAUUACUGUGAUUGUGUGUUUGUCAGAAGCUUGUGAAGAUGGUAGUUUGUACUGUAGUGGGAAUUAUAUAACAUGUCAUUUUUCAUAGUAUUUUAUUAAAGGAAUGUAUUUUAUA
Messenger RNA from Schistocerca gregaria, 10125 nucleotides. RefSeq lists its product as uncharacterized. The record is from RefSeq and is a predicted model, not a curated record. Bases 1144 to 8787 code for a protein of 2547 amino acids. Gene Ontology annotation, cellular component: nucleus. Gene Ontology annotation, biological process: negative regulation of transcription by RNA polymerase II. Gene Ontology annotation, molecular function: transcription corepressor activity; protein binding. The transcript has 14 exons. Lineage: Eukaryota; Metazoa; Arthropoda; Insecta; Orthoptera; Acrididae.